Closterium sp. NIES-67 is the source of this 2370-nucleotide messenger RNA. The record is from the annotation of a GenBank genome assembly. NCBI's taxonomy places the organism in Eukaryota, Viridiplantae, Streptophyta, Zygnematophyceae, Desmidiales, Closteriaceae.
CCAGUUUCAGCCCACUAGAGUUCAGCUGAUAGAUGUUGGAUAGCUUGAAGCUUCAGCACUAUCUGCUUCCUCCGUUCAGGCAAACUCAGUUGUCCAUUCUGCCAUCUUCUAUAGCCAUGAUUCGCACCUUUCUGUGAUUCAACGCCUUCAUUCUCUCUAGUUCUUAGCUUCAAUAGUGAAAAUGACGAACAAGUGGUUGAAGUCGCUUUUCCGCUGUAAGCCUCAGCCUGCAAAGAUUAAGCCUGAGGAACUCCUCGAGGAAGAUUCUUACUCUGAAGGCGUCUACUCGAAGGAUGAUACUGCACAGCCAACAAAAAGCUUCAAAUCUUCAGCUAUAUCUGCUAAUUCUGCGCGAGAAAGUUCACCGGUUUCAGUCUGCUCGAACAGUUCCCUCAUUUUAUGUCAACCCUGAUGGAUCAAGCGCUCGAGUUCCCGCUUCACCGUCGGCUUCACGCUCAGCGGCCAGGUCGCCGUCACCUUACAGUCGCUCCGCCAAUCCAGCAUCCCCCUCCAUCAAGGAGUCUGGAAAUGGUUCCCGCUUCACAGCACCUCAGUCACCCUCUACCUCUUGCACCUCUGUUACCAUGCCUCCUCCAGCGGUUUCUCAAGGCUCGGUUUCGCAUGCUCGCUCAUUUCGUUCCAAAUCUGCUGCUAGAUCCGUUGCAGAAGGACCGUCGUGCUCAGGCGUAUCAGUGAAGUCCUCGCCCAAGAGGGAAUCGAGCACCGCGACAUCUUCGUGGUCUGGCCGGCGCAUGUACAGCGCCGCGAAGAAGCAAUCAACAGCACCUGCGUUGUCAGCUGAGUCUGCAGCAGCUAUCAGAAUUCAGACUGCAUAUCGUGGCUAUCUGGCCCGUAAGGCUCUUCGUGCACUGAAGGGGCUGGUUCGCCUACAGGCCUUGGUGAGAGGCCAUAUUGCCAGAAAGCAGGCAAAGGCCACUCUUCGAUGCAUGCAUGCCAUCGUUCGAGUACAGGCUCGGUUCCGUGCCCGUCGGGUCCGAAUGUCCAGGGAGGGACAACUGGUUCAGCGGCAGUUGGAGAAAAUUUCGCGCAAGUAUCACCCGGAAGUGGUCCUCAAACGCAACGAGGUUGGAUGGUGCGAUGCUUCUGGAACGGUUGAGGAGAUUCAAGCAAAGCUUCAGAGCAAGCAGGAAGCCAUCCUUCGUAGGGAACGGGCUUUAGCAUAUGCUGACUCUCGUUCGCUGUGGAAGAAGGAGAAGCCUACACAGCAACGCUCGAUGGCUUACAUUGAUUGUGAGCCCGACAAGGGUGGAUGGGGGUGGAGUUGGUUGGAGCGUUGGAUGGUCGCGCGGCCAUGGGAGAAUCGUCUCAUGAUGGCGCACUACCAGGCCGUUAACCCCAAAGCCAAGCGUCAGGGUGCACUCCGUCUGUUUGAGGCUCAGGCAGUGGAGUCCAAGCCCCACCGCACCGUGGAGCUGGUGGACAUGGGGAAGUGCAAGAGCUGCGGUCGCCGUGUCCUCGUCAAGCCCUCCGUCGCGCACGCAGCCAACGCCGCUGCUGCUGCUCAGGCUUCCGCUAAUGGCACUGCGCCCUCGAAGGCCAUCCCCCACACCUGCAACAUCUGCGCUCCCACAGUUUCCUGGGCCGCCAAGGUCGGAGCUCUUCCACCACGUGAGCCUUCCCCGCUGUGACCACUGGCAACAACCGUGGGGCAGCAGCUGCAAUUUCGCGUCUGUCACUUGGAGCUUCGCAUGAACCACAACCCCUUGCAGAUGCUGUGGUUGGUUCCGGCUCCCUGAGCCGAUCGGCCAACCGUUCAGUUUCCAACUCGGGCACCCAUGCACCUCUCUCGCCAUCAGCAUCCUUCAAACGCGCCAGUGCAUCGCCCCGCGUUGUUCCUCACUUCAUGGAGACCACUGAAUCCACGCGCGCCAGGACGAGGGCUAACAGUGCGCCCCGAGGUCGCCAGUCUGAUGGUUCUGCAUACAAGCGAGCCCUGACACCUCAGGAGACAGGGGGGGUCCUUGCUCCGAUAGUCCUUGCACCACAAGGUGACGCAUCAGCAGACCAUAAGGAGGAGCAGGCAUCAGAAGCUCAACUGUGAGAACCCCUACACCUGCUUGCCCCCAGAUUCCCCACCAUUUAGCACAGCUUUCUUUGCCUCUACUGACUUCGUUGUCUUAGCAGAGCUGAUUUCUUUAUGGGUUUCUGCAGCUUGAAUCUCCUUAGCUAUGUCAUACUUGGGGCUUUGAAGCCUUGGUUCUUAGCUGUAAUAAGUAUUGGAAUCUUAGUGAUAACGUGGAAAUACAGGAUAACAUGAAGCAAUGGGCUGCUGGCCCAACUUGAAAGAGGGCUCCCUCUGAGCGACUCAAGUUGGAAACCAGCUUCAACAAAUAACUGUUCCAAAAUGGC